This is a messenger RNA of Episyrphus balteatus (marmalade hoverfly), 1977 nucleotides long. RefSeq names its product NGFI-A-binding protein homolog (gene nab). Gene Ontology annotation, molecular function: transcription coregulator activity; transcription factor binding. The transcript has 6 exons. Gene Ontology annotation, biological process: negative regulation of DNA-templated transcription. Bases 95 to 1735 code for a protein of 546 amino acids. Lineage: Eukaryota; Metazoa; Arthropoda; Insecta; Diptera; Syrphidae. The record is from RefSeq and is a predicted model, not a curated record. Gene Ontology annotation, cellular component: nucleus.
UGGAAAUUUUUUGAAGUAGUGCAUGUGUUUAUAGUUAGUUUAGAUUAGGGUUUAUUUAGUGAAAUAUUGUUCAACGACAAAAAUUUGAUAAAAAAUGGAACAACCAUCUGGAAGUACACAUUCGACAGUGGCAACGACAGUGACAAGUGCGGUACCAACAGUUGUUAGUAGUGUACUAUUAUCGGCAAAUCCCCAACAAGAAGAUGCAAAUAUAUCAGUUACCAGUGGUGCAAUGUCCGAGGGACAGCGAUCACUAUCUGGAGCACCAUCGGCCUCGUCAAGUCCAAUAUUAAGUCCACCGGGAAAGAUCUUUGGAAGAAAUGCAAAUGGAACAAUGGUUGCAACAUCCCGUCCUAGCAAUGAAGCCGAAGUGCAAUUAUAUAGAGUUUUGCAAAGGGCAAGCUUAUUGGCAUACUAUGACACUCUACUCGAAAUGGGUGGCGAUGAUGUUCAACAAUUGUACGAGGCUGGUGAAGAAGAAUUUUUAGAAAUUAUGGCUUUGGUUGGAAUGGCAUCGAAACCAUUGCAUGUUAGGAGAUUACAGAAAGUUCUACAUGAAUGGGCUAACAAUCAAGCCAUGUUUCAAUCUACUUUGCCUUCUGUUGGUUUUGCCGAUGCUCCAUUACCCACUUCUUAUAUUCCAGAACCGUCCACAUCUCGUCCAAAGUUUACAAUUUCUCCUGGUUUCAAUCCUACACCUCUUAUGAGUACAGUACCAACAUCAUCACAAAUUGGCACUAAUAUCACACCUGCACCUGUUGUCUCUCUCGUUGGUAAUAUCACACCCACCCACACAGGUCUGUCCUCCCAAGUCACAUCAAGUUCACCACAAUUGACACCAAUUUUGACAAGUUCACAAGUUGAACGAAUUGCCUUGGUAGCUGCUGAAAUAAUUACAAGAGAAUUACCACGAGGUGAACCUCGUGGUGAACCUCGAGCACAAACUUCUAAGAAACGUACCUCCAGAGAAUUGGAACAAGUGAUUGCAAUGAGUGAAAAUGAUCCACGUCGAAUGGAAGAGAUUCGUAAGUAUUCAGCGAUAUAUGGUCGUUUCGAUUGCAAACGUCGUCCUGAGAAACCUUUAACAUUGCAUGAGGUGUGUGUAAAUGAGGCAGCAGCUCAAUUGUGUAAGCUUAUUCCAGUCUUGCUAACACGUCGUGAUCAGCUAUUUCCUUUGGCUAGAUCGGUUGUUAAAGAGGCUGGAUUUGGUCAUUCGGCAAAUAUUGCUAGGUGUGGUGGUUUGGGACAGCCAGUGCAGAGGACUGAUGAGAGUAGUCAGUCUGAGAGUAGUGUUAAGAGGAUGAGGCUAUCGUCAACAGAAAUAACAAAUCCUGAAUAUAAGGAUUCCUUGGAAGAUUCCAGAUACAAUUUAUUUACAAUGUAUCAGAAGUUCGCUAAACCACCAUUUGAUUUGUCUGAUAUAGCAAAAUUUUCGCUAACAAAAUCUGAUUUUGAAGAUAACGAAAAUGAAGAUUCAAGAUAUUCGUUUAGUAAUUCUAGUACUCCACCAUUGCCGAUAAACGAUCGAGAAUUUUUCGAUAGUGGACGUGAUGAAACAAUAAAAUCACCUCAGAAAUCCUCAGAUGCCAUAGCAACGUCACCUUUGGGAGUUCAAGUUAUAUCGGCAUCAGGAGGUCAUAUAAUUGCGGUAGCAAAUCCUGCACUUGCCAUGAGUCCAGCUUUAAAUGAAGCCAUAAAUACAAUAAAACGAGAAGCUGAUUCACCAGAAAUAUGAUAAAUUCAAUUUAACCUCUAAAAGCCUUUAAGUGACUUAAAUAGAAAAUGUACAUAAAUUAAAUAUAUUCGAUUUUUAAAAUCAAACUAAGUCUAACAAAAAAGUAUAUGUAUACACAAAAUGAUUUACAAAACAUCUAACCACACACAGUGCAAUAGGUUAAAAUGAAAAAAAUAAAAACUAUAAACAAAACAAAAUAAAAUAAAAUAAUUAACUAAGUUACAAGAUAAACAUUGACUGAA